AUCGACCUUCACUUCAUCCAGCCCUGCUCCUGUUGCCGAACUGCGGGAUUUGUCCUUAAUUUCUAUUUUAUAAAACGUCACACAUCUGUAAAACUCGAUUUAACGCUAUAAUAUAUAAUCCGAUCGCCGUGAUGAAGUUCGUCGUGGUUAUAGUUUCCGCUGGCCUUUUGGCUUUCCUCGGUGCGGUCAUCUGCAUCAUCGCCAGCGUGUACCGGCGCUCAUCAGCCGCCGCGCCCCAAGGGCUCUCCGACAACCGCUCGCUGUCGCUCCUGGAGCCGCUGCCGGGAUCGGUAGCGCACGCUGGGCCGCUCGGCGCUCUCCAUGGUGCUGAAUCUUACGAAGGAGGAGGUUUGGACAUCGGCCUCGAGAUUCCGUCGAUCAAUGAGCUGAGCACCGGGGACGUGACCAGGCCGAGUCCGAAACAAUUCACCCUCAAUCGACUCAUCUGCACCCCCGUCCCACUGAGUGACUGCAAAUCAAGAGGUUUGAGGGAACAAUCCGACGAUCCGUUCGCCGAGGAGGAGGACUGGAGCCUCCGCACCACCGCCGAGGAGCUCCGGCAGAUCGUCAUGCAACAAAACGAUCAGAUCCUCAUGGACCAGAGAACCAUCACCGAGCUCACCGGAAAGCUAUCGGAGUGUGAGAACGGGCUGGAGGAGCGGACCCUGAACGAGCGCAGUAUGGGAGUGUGGGCGGGCGGCCGUCGCCACAUGGCCGGGGAUGAUGUGAGCGGCUCGGUUGCAGUGCAGCUGCAGACCGCGCGGGCUGUGGAGGAGCUGGAGAGGGCGAUACUUCAGCUCAAAGACCGCAUAGAGAAGUUGGAGAUGGAAAUAGGCCCUGCAGCCAUAAACCACACUGAACAUACUGUGAGCACACUGGGGAGCAUAGUGGUGGGCGAGCCUGGCAGGCCUGUGGAGGAUCUGGAGGGAGAGCUGGAAAAGAAGAUUCGGCUGCUGGAGAAGGAGAGGAAGAACCUCCGCAAAGAGACCCAGAGCCACCACCAGCAUAUUGACCAGGGAAUCAACACCCUGCAGGAGCGUAUUGCAGAGCUGGAACAAAGUCUUACAGAUUACAGUUAUCCACAAGGGUAUAAACUUUCCUUCCCCGUGAGGACAAACUACAUGUACGGGCUUGUCAGGCGGAAUAUUCCAGAAAUGUAUGCCUUCACAGCGUGUCUGUGGCUUAAGCCUGCCGAGAGUGGAAUUGGUACACCAUUCUCUUAUGCUGUACCAGAACAACCCAAUCAACUCGUGCUGUUGCAGGGCAUUCAUAAUCCUGCAGAACUACUCAUCAAUGAUAAGGUGGCACAGUUGCCUCUAUCUUUGCCAAAAGGCAUCUGGCAGCACAUAUGUGUGAGCUGGACUCUACGGGAUGGAGUUUGGAAAGCAUAUCAAGGUGGAAAGAUGAGAGGACGGGGUGACGGUUUGUCUGCAUGGCACCUGAUCAAAUCUGGGGGCGUCUUGGUGUUGGGACAGGAACAGGAUACCCUUGGUGGGCGGUUUGACGCAUCCCAGGCUCUUGUUGGGGAACUUUCAUUGUUUAACCUGUGGGACCGAGUGUUGUCACCAACUGAGGUGGCCGCUCUGGCAUCUUGCGCAGAAUCACCACGCCUGGGGAAUGUGGUGCCCUGGACUGACAGAGAUGUGGACGUGUUUGGCGGGGCCGUGAAGGAUCCUGUGGACCCCUGCAUUAAGAGCUCCCAUCCCCGGCAGUGAGUGGGGCCAAAAAAAUGGAUACCUUUCUUUUUAAGGAGCUAGUAAAAGAGGCCAAAAACAGCUCGAAAGAUGUGACAACUGUGGCGUGGUCCAUGUCUAUGUAUAGAAUGUAUUUACCAUAGAGCUACACUCUCACCGAGUGUUCACUUCUGCAGGGAAGGGAUUUGUCUGUGCGCGUGAUUGUGUUAGUUCAGAUAAAGCUGCAGCCGAAGGCUUUUAAAGGCCUGUUUGCGUCUCGUGUUCCUUGUGUUAUUUCAUACCCUAUUUCCCACAGCAUUACCGCACAGUGGUCCCUUCAGAUGUAGAGAAUGUUUUUUUAAUAAGAUGGAUGCGGCUCAUUUUCACAGCAACUGUCUUGGUCUUGUUUCAUUAUUUGUGUAAAGUAGAGCUUUCACUUCUGUCCCCAAGCCUUUUCCUUUCUUGUUUUUUUAUUACUGGUUCCUUAGGGUUGCUUCCUUUGUAGUACACUGUUAUUUCAGUCUGGCAGCACUUAAAGGUGUACAACAUCUUAUCUUUAUCAUAACAUGUCUUAAAGGUUUGUCUUUUGGCAUCUGGUCAAACCGACUUUGCACUGUGUUUUUUUCCCUCACAGAUUCAGAAAUCCAAAAAUGUGUCAUUUGAAGCUUAGUAUAUUAAACACCACAGAUCUGACGUGCAGCUCACACACUAUGAACAUAUGAAUGUAAAACUGUGUUUAGCAUCUUGUCGUGUUACCAUUGCAUUGCACCUCGUCCGACCCUUUCACAGUGAAAAGCUUAAAGGGAAGUGCCUGUGUUUAUUUGACUUUCGCUAUCGAUUGAUCAGCUGUGAUGUCAGUGUAGUGCUUCUUUAUAUUUGCACCACCAAGGAUCUGCAAUGAUAUUGUGACAAAUGUGGAUGAAAAUAUUAAAAAAUUAAGAGUG
Molecule: messenger RNA, 2617 nt
Organism: Danio rerio (zebrafish)
Lineage: Eukaryota; Metazoa; Chordata; Actinopteri; Cypriniformes; Danionidae
Gene: nptxrb
Product: neuronal pentraxin receptor b
Source: RefSeq, marked validated